This is a messenger RNA of Nematostella vectensis (starlet sea anemone), 1803 nucleotides long. Its product is annotated as protein MFI. The record is from RefSeq and is a predicted model, not a curated record. Bases 129 to 1622 code for a protein of 497 amino acids. NCBI's taxonomy places the organism in Eukaryota, Metazoa, Cnidaria, Anthozoa, Actiniaria, Edwardsiidae. The transcript has 14 exons. Gene Ontology annotation, molecular function: protein binding.
ACAAUGCAACCAGCGGUAGCCGUUUCUAGGAUUUCAUCGAAUCAACAAUGGCGGCCUCUUGUCGGUUUCUAAUGGCUAAAAAACCGCGCUGAUUUUAUCCGAUUUAUUCUGAAAGCUAAAUUGUUAUCAUGGCAUUCCAGCUUACCAAGCUCAGCCAGCAGGAGGCUCGAAAGAUCUUGGAAUCUGCUAAUUUGCCCGGUACAAUCAACAGAGAUUUGAAGUUUGCAAUCUCGUCGAAGUCUGAAAGAUUGGAAGCUCUAAAGGAUAAAAAGGACUCUGCAGAUGCAAGGACUGCUGCAGCGAUAGAGGUUCAGAGAGUAUGGAGGGGCUACUAUGCAAGAUGCAAGUUGUUUGGCAUCCUCCACCCAAGCGUCAGCUCCAUGAAGACAAUCGAGGAGACCACGUUCCUCCCGAGCAUUGGCCGAAUGAGCACUGUGCGCACCGCCACCCCUAACCCUCCCCACCCCACCCCCCAGACGGCCCAGGUGUCCCCCCUGUUGGCAGACAAGUACAAGAAAUACUGUGAGAAAAAGAUUGCAUCGGAAGGAGAGUCCACCUUGCUUAUGAUGUUUACAGAAUUUUGUGCAAAAAUAAUUCAAGACUGGUGGAGACAGCUUCAGUUACACCCCAUUCCAACCUACCCGGCCCCUCCCCCUCCAACAACCAGGGGGGAGAUGACGACCGCCACACCCGCAACACAACAGCCAACACCUUAUGAAUCAUCACCUACACCAGAGGUGGCAUCCACUGGUCGUGCCACGACUGUUUCACGGGACAGCAGAGCUUUUGAUCGACAUGAGGCUGCCAGGGUUAUUCAGAGGACAUGGAGAAAACAUAUUGACAUCCAAGUGUACAGAUAUUAUAGAGAUUUGAUCAGCUUCAGGAACAGAGGGGACCCUUCUCUUAUGCUGAGGUGUAUUAACCCCCGAGAGGCCGCGCUGCUGGAGGCUGGGGCAGGAGUUCAUAUCAAGUUCCGUCUGGCUGGGGAAAGAUUCCCACCAAACAUCUACUACAAGAUUUUCACCCAUCGAAACGUGGCAGACAUCGGGGCGUUUGCUCCAAGAAACUAUACUGAUGCAGAUAACUUGAAGCUACCCCCAGAAUAUAUACACAACAAACAUGACUUAGGCUCACAGAGAGUGACGAUCAGUUGUUAUCAGCGAUGGGAGAACAACGGAUGGCGCCUUGUAUCUGACAGGCUCGUGAAGAAAGCCGAUCAAGAUCCAGUAGUUUACGAGUCGACUCAAAAGAGCACAGCGUUCCAUCAUAGUAAAUUCCAAAGAAAGGCUGACCUGGAAAAAAAGAGGAAAAAGCGUAAAAUUGAAUGGAUGAAGAAAAUGUACAAACAGGGCAUGCUGCAAGCCAAGAAAGACCAAGACCCCGAUACUCAGACCAUCAUAGAAACAGUGGCGCACGGGAUGGUAAACGCCGCGGAGACACGUGGUACCGAUGCCGUGGAGGACUGGGAAGUAGACGAACUGCUGGAAUGGACCAGCGGGCUCAACUUUGAUGAGUAUCUCACUAAUUGGAAGGAAUAUGCUACGAGUUCUGGUUCCGAAUUCCUAUCAGCACAAACGACGUUUCUUCCGGACGAUCCGUUCUCUCUUACGCUCGUCAGCUGAAGUCAUUUGUUCCAGUGAAGCUUAAUCACGCAUGCUCGCAAUGCUGCCGCUGACAAGGAAGGAUAUGGCCGCUCCAUAAUGGAGCCCGUUUGAAGGGUUGAAUUUUGUGUGUAUGAUAUUAUAUAUUCCUUGUAAAUAGAUUUGAGCUAGAGUUUUAUAUAAAAUAAAUUGUGAAUAUUGA